UGUCAUCUAUUUUCCUACUUAAUUUUCCCUUUUCUCUUUUUGGAACCUUUUCACUUUGCACUGCACGGCACUGUACACUCUUCCCCUCUCUCACCUCCACUGAAGCGGCUUCUGAGCUUUCUCUCCCCUCCACUGAAGCAGCUUCUGAGAAUGCUGUCUUAGUCUUACUUAAAGACAAUAGAGAAGAAAAAGAGAGUGAAGAUUCCCCAGUAAGUGGAGUGAGCUACUGCAAGUUGGUUUUGUGAAAGAAAUAUGGUAGAGCGAUUCUUUGAUGGCGGUAGCACCAACUCUGUUACCACUGUUGCUGUACAACCUCAAGAAGGCUGUUGCUCUACAUCUGAUCCAAUUACGCUGCUCACUGGCCCUCCAUCCUGACAUCACUUCUAUUUCAGUUUGCUUUGAACAUGGCAGCUCACUGUCAGUCCACGUCACAGGGAUACAUUGUCUUUAUCUGCAAUCGUCGCCAUUUUGAAACCAAACCUCCUUUCCUCUCUCAGGGAGUUGAUGCUUCUUCACAUAUCUUUCAGCGAAUUCAUAUCAAGUAUAUAGAUGAUUAUGAUGAUGAAGGCAUCAAGAAAUUUUUUGCUGCCUUCCAUCAUCUUCAUCCUUUGCCCAUUGCUGUUAUUAUUGAUGAUUUUGGUGACUUCUUUCUUGAAAGCAAGUGUCAAAUGAAGUAUAAUAAUCCUCGUGGAAGGGACUUAGCCAUGGUCCGAGUUUUAGCCCUUUGUCAUAGUGCAAUCAUCCAUGCCAGUAAAACAACAGCUUGCCAGCUUUUGCUCUCUGAUACGUAUCAUGGAGACUUUCCUAGACAAUUUAUCUACAAAAGAUGGAUUUCGUCUAUUUUCACAGUCCAAGGUGAAGGUGAUGGAUCUGGCUCAUUUCUUCUUAAACAUAGUGUGCAUGUGCAAGGAAAGAGCAUAGGAAAAAGGAGUGCUAGAUACUCUAUAGCACUUCAGUACCUGGUUUUGGAGGGAUUCAGGGAAGACACACAGAUUUGAAUGUGUGAUGUAAUAUGUCACUUGGUUAGUUUUAUCUACUCUAAAUGCUUCUCAAAUCUGAAAACUUGUAUAUGCAAACUAAUUCUAGGUGUUGGGAACUUGCAAUAUUUCUACCCCAGUAUACGAGAUUAGCAUGUACUGUUUUUUUUUUUUUUCUUUUUUUUCCCUUAGAGAUAGCUACGUCUGUGUUUUAUGUCGGAUAUCAACUGGUUGAUCUUUUUACAGCUCGUAUACUAUAAAGCAGGUCUUUCAAACUGUUACUUGUGGAAACAUUACUUUAUAAAAGAAUGUUUACAGUCCUUAUCACCAAGUAAGUUGAACCUUAUGUCAACAUCAACAGAGUCGAUUUUGUAAAAAGAAAAAAAAAAAAAAAAGGAGUAUGCCCAAUGUUAGGUUUUACAUGUCUUAAUACUUAAAUUCAAGAGUAAAAUUUGAUUACAAAUGGCAUGCCAAGUGUAGAGAACUCACUAAAUGUUACAUCAAGUGUUGGCAUACAGGACAACCAUGUAGCUACUGUAGAAGUUGAUGUAGCUAAACAUGAUGUUUGCACAAUUUCUGGUAUAGUGAUGUAAGGACACGCCAAAUCCUUGAAAGCUUCACUGUAUAGGUUGAGAGGUUAUGUGGGUCGUUUGCAUUUGUUUUGUUAUGAUUGUGUAGUAUCUGAGUAUUUCUGUAGUAUCUGUGCAAUUAAUAUUUGGUUUUUAAGGACAAGUACUUCAAAAAUUAAAAUAUUUGUCCAAUUAGAAUAGCUAACUUGAUUUUGAGACGAACCUAUAUAUUUUCACCCAAUUAAAACCUGAUUCGGUGAUUCCACUAUUUCCCUUUACAAUUGCUGCUAUUUAUCUAUUUUGCAUCUACACUUCUGUUUUUAAACGCAUUGUGACAUUAACGUUGACAACUUUUCGAUUGUUUUGGCACUUGAAAGAUUUGCUUUUAGUUCUGUUUUUGAUGGGCAAUUUAACUGAACAGUCCUUGGAUUAUUGUGUCAGCUUCUGGAGGAUCAAUCCAUCACUCCUCCACCAAUUAUAAUGUGAUAUGAAGGUUUUGGUGCGUGUUCAUGUGGUUACCUUUAGCCUGUGAUUUUCAAAACAAGCUGACGUUGAUCGCAAUGGUAAACUUCUUUUCAUUUAAGUUUUUUUGUUUGUUAUUCUAGCACCCUAUUUUCUAUAACUCUUUUCUUAGUUAAUAUACUCCAUUCAGUUUCUUUAUUCAUUCUACUAUCAUAGCAUGAUGAACUUGUUGAAUCCA
This is a messenger RNA of Chenopodium quinoa (quinoa), 2246 nucleotides long. RefSeq lists its product as uncharacterized. Gene Ontology annotation, molecular function: single-stranded DNA binding. NCBI's taxonomy places the organism in Eukaryota, Viridiplantae, Streptophyta, Magnoliopsida, Caryophyllales, Amaranthaceae. The transcript is spliced from 8 exons. Gene Ontology annotation, biological process: double-strand break repair via homologous recombination. The record is from RefSeq and is a predicted model, not a curated record. Gene Ontology annotation, cellular component: Shu complex. Bases 405 to 998 code for a protein of 197 amino acids.